GUUACAGCUGUUGUACUGCAGUGGGUCCCUCACUGUACGGGUUGUCAUCACCCCCAACGGCGUCUGGAAGGCUUCUACCUAGUAGAACUGCCUACGAUACAUAACCUCAACUUCUACCCAAACAUGUCUCUAGUAUCUGGUCCCGGUCACGCCGGUCCAUCCUCUCUUCCAGAUGAACUCCAACUCGCAAUCGAACCGCAUGUAAAAUACAUCCAAAGCCUCGAUUCGGUAUGACCCUUCAGUUGGAUUCUACCCCACUACCACUGAAAUACCGCAGCGCAGGGAUGAGCUCGAACACUGGCUCACAGAGCACCUUCGACUAAACGGUCUCUAUUGGGGACUCACUGCUCUUCACCUCCUCGGUCGACCUGAUGCCCUUCCUCGAAACGAAACCAUCGACUUUGUGCUGAGCUGCCAGAGCGAGAAUGGAGGCUUUGGGGCGGCGCCCGGACAUGAUGCGCAUUUACUGUAUACGUGCAGUGCCGUGCAGAUUCUUGCCAUGGUCGAUGGUUUCGGAGAGUUGGAAUCUAGGGGCAAGGGAGAGGGAGGUGGGAAGCUGGCGGUUGGGAAAUGUGGGUGACCUUUCAUGUUCUUGUGCUGAGCGCAUACUGAUUGCUUUCCCGAUAGAUAUUGCGAACCUCCAGAAUCGAAGUACAGGAACAUUUGCAGGUGAUGAGUGGGGCGAGGAAGACACAAGGUUUCUGUAUGCGUCCCUCAACGGACUGUCUUUGCUAAAGAUGCUGGACUUGGUUGAUGUUAAUCGCGCCGUGGAAUAUAUCGUUUCAUGUGCAAAUUUCGAUGGUGGAUAUGGUUCAACUCCAGGCGCCGAAUCACACUCUGGUCAGAUAUUUACCUGUCUUGGGGCAUUAAGCAUUGCCAAAAGAAUUGAUGUGGUGAACGUCGAUAAGCUUGGUCGAUGGCUGAGCGAGAGACAGGUUCCAGCAGGAGGGCUGAAUGGCCGUCCAGAGAAGCUGGAGGAUGUCUGCUACAGUUGGUGGGUUUCUAGUAGUCUGGCGAUGAUUGGAAAGCUACACUGGAUUGAUGGGAGCAAGCUGACGGAAUUCAUUCUAAAGUGCCAGGUUUGUGUUGAAAUUUUACAAUUGGUGGGAAGCGCUGACAAGAAACUCCAGGACCCAGAGAGAGGUGGCAUUGCUGAUAGACCAGGUGAUAUGGUUGAUGUGUUCCAUACAGUGUUUGGAAUUGCUGGACUCUCAUUACUUGGCUACCCAGGACUGGAGGACGUUGAUCCUGUCUAG
This is a messenger RNA of Hymenoscyphus albidus, 1256 nucleotides long. NCBI's taxonomy places the organism in Eukaryota, Fungi, Ascomycota, Leotiomycetes, Helotiales, Helotiaceae. The record is from the annotation of a GenBank genome assembly.